Galendromus occidentalis (western predatory mite) is the source of this 2021-nucleotide messenger RNA. RefSeq names its product syntaxin-1B. The transcript has 5 exons. Gene Ontology annotation, cellular component: endomembrane system; plasma membrane; SNARE complex. Bases 149 to 979 code for a protein of 276 amino acids. Gene Ontology annotation, biological process: intracellular protein transport; vesicle fusion; exocytosis. Lineage: Eukaryota; Metazoa; Arthropoda; Arachnida; Mesostigmata; Phytoseiidae. Gene Ontology annotation, molecular function: SNAP receptor activity; SNARE binding. The record is from RefSeq and is a predicted model, not a curated record.
UCGCCUCGUUAGUGCAUGACAAGGUUGGCUGUGAGCUGCGGUCGAAUUCUUGCUGGUGAAUAUAUUGAAUUGAGCUCAACUUUCUGUUUAGCCCUCUGCUGCGGAUUCAUUGAGUGGGAGUUGAUACGCGCGGAACAAAAACAGCGACAUGGUGCGCGACAGGCUGCAAGAAAUGAAGAUUAUGAUAGGUGACCAGUCCGGAGCGAGGAGCUCAGUACGUGAGCCAGUUAAUCUACAGAAGUCCAUGGACCAAGUCUAUGAGGACAUUGCGAAAAUUGAGGGCUGCGUCCAACAACUCUUCAACGCUCACAAUGAAGUUCUCUCAUCCAUACCGUCGAGGACUACAGCUCGAAUCGAUUCCAUCGUCGAAGAGAUUCAUCAGACGGCGACAGGUGUCAAAAGUUAUUUGAUGAAACUCAAAGGAUCUGUUGACGCGGAUGACAAAUCCGCCAAAGGUCGCAUGAAAUACUCACAGUAUACGGCACUGACCAAGGCAUUCUCCGACGCGAUUUUCGAGUUCAACGAGGAGCAGCUGAGGUAUAGAGACAAAUGUAAAAAGCAGAUACGAAGACAAAUGGAGGUUUCUGGCAGGCCAGUUUCCGAUCAAGAUCUCGAAGAUAUGCUCGAACAGGGAAAUGUUUUCGUCGAUAAUUCGUCCGCGAUGGCGAUCGAAGAAGCUAGAGCGGUUGUCAACGAGGUCAAAGCGCGCCACAGGGACAUAUUGAAGCUAGAAGAGUCUAUCCGACAGAUGAAGAAACUUUUCGAAGAUAUCGCCUUCAUGAUCGAGGAGCAAGGGCAGGUCGUGUCUCGGAUAGAAGACUACGUCACAACCGCCGUGGACUUCGUCGGUAAAGGACAACAAGAUCUCGAGAAAGCAGAGUCUCACCAGAAAGCGGCUCGCAGAAAAAAGUUAUACUGUCUCGCCAUCGUUGUGAUCGUCAUAACUAUCAUCAUCAUUGUGGUGGCAGUCGUCAAGUGAGAGUCCUUGUCGGUUCAGCUUCGAAAUCUCUGCUUGCUUACAUUCCUGCCAUUCCGGCCUCGAUCCACCUACUCGAGCUACUCGUCGCGAGCCUAGGAAUAGAUUCCGACGUCCCGGACUUCAGAGAAGGAACCUCAGUGGAGGGGUCUGGGGGCUUGGAAUGAUUGGAGGGGCAACUCCUCGCUGUGCUCUUCAUGCUCCCCCGAUGCUAGUCCAACCGUCUUGGCUCGAAUUCCCCGUGGAGCGACCAUAAUUGCUGAAACCUCUUCAGUUCACCUGAUCGCCUAGAAUAGGCAAUAUUGCUGUCAGUUGCGAGCUCUCGAUUAGAUCUUCUCCCCAUAAUGAUCAACAUUGAUGCAAUAAUUUCUCUGCCCCAAUUCCUCAAUAGGGGUGGUCGAAUGAAAUGAAUACACAUGGACAAAAGGAGGUCUUGAUUCGAUAGUUUCGGUGGAGCAGAGAACGCGCUUGGGUGCAACGACCAGGAUCAUUUUGGAUGAAAUGACUCGAAAUUUGAGACUCUACUUCACCCGAGCUCUCGGUGGCCGCCCUCAGCAGGGGAACGAAAACGAGUAAAGCCUCGCCACCAAAGCGCGUUAUUGAAUCGAAAUUCCGUGGUCGGAUCAACGGCAUUAUCAAUCGAUGCGUCAAAAGUUGGACAGCCAUCGGAUAGAGUUAGCGCUGUCGCGUGACGUGAGUUGCACCUAGCUGUGAGUCAUCAGACGUCAUUGUUCGAUGAUAGAGCUUUGGGAAUGGAUACCCAACCAUCGGUAGUAUCAUGUAGACAUAGCACGUCAGAAGUGUAGUGUAAAUUUCGGAUUUGAUUUUCCCCAGAGAACUGUGUGCCGAAAAUUCCUCCCCCAAAACAUGUCGUCCGUUUUCCAAUGGUGCCCCAGUCUGUUCAAAAUGGGCCUUCAAAGGGCCUCCUGAUGCAAAUUGCCUGUCCGCUAGGUGCUUCGAACAUAGGAGCUUGAGAGCAUCUUCCUCCAAGAAUGUCCGAUGGAGAGUGCCUUUUUACGUCCGAUGAAUAAACGAUGUCGCAUGU